Lytechinus pictus (painted urchin) is the source of this 3419-nucleotide messenger RNA. RefSeq names its product sushi, von Willebrand factor type A, EGF and pentraxin domain-containing protein 1-like. The record is from RefSeq and is a predicted model, not a curated record. Lineage: Eukaryota; Metazoa; Echinodermata; Echinoidea; Temnopleuroida; Toxopneustidae. The transcript is spliced from 8 exons. The coding region runs from base 201 to 1490 and encodes 429 amino acids.
ACAAAUAUCCGGAUGUGUUUUGCGUGGUAGAACGUUAUAGCUCUGCAUAUUUGCUCAAAUCUCAUUUAUGAAAUAUAAGUUAGUAGAUAAAACAAAACACGGUUUAAGAUGUCCCUGUUUGUUUUAUUUGAUAAGUUUGUUUGAGAUUAUUGGACUGUAUUCGACCAAAGUCUGAAUACGAUGUAUGUAUAAUUCCUGUUAUGGAUUUUGUGUUGUUAGUUAUAGGUUCACCUAGCCAUUUACAAGUUUCUUUAUUUAUUUUUGUGAUGAACAGAAACAUGGCGAUCAUCAAGUUACAUGUAUCAUUCGGAGUAGGAAUAAUUUUGAUAUGCUGUGUACAUCACUCAUUACAAGACUGUCCAAAGCCUACCAAUGUCGACCCUAACCUUGUGAUAUCGCCUGAUCAAUCUACACACCAAACUUAUUACCCAAUCACCCUCAGUUGCCCAUCUGGAUACGAACUCACAGGGCCAGACACUUGCUACUGUGGCGAAGAUGGUUCCUGGAGUCCUGAUCCGAGUAAUGCGAGAUGCGAAGUUGCAACAGUACCUUGCUCCAAACCGAACGUCACUGAUCCAGACAUAGUUUUCACACCGGACAAGACAUCCUAUGAUACUGAUGAAACUGUCACGGCUUCGUGUUCCAGUGGAACCAUACAUGGAGAUGAUGUGGGUGUUUGUCUUGAUGAUGGAACAUGGGAGUUCAGCUCUGAGCCAUCCUGCAAGAGUGAUUGUCUUUCUCCACCGAACACCAAUGACACGACGGGUAGCUACCCUCAUGCAGAGACAGUGACAUUCUUUUGCCGUGAAGGAUUCGAAUUAGCAGGCGGAGGGAAUUCAAACGAAUUAACGUGUGAUGAUGGGAGCUGGGAUCUCGAAUUCAAUUGCGAAUCUGCUGGUUGCCCUUUGCCAUCUGUUCCAACUGAUGUAGAUAUCGAAUUAGAUCCUAAUCAUGCUGAAGGCGAUUCGUAUGAGGUCCACUCAAGUGUAGUCCUCAAGUGCAUCGGGGACAGGACCUUGUCUGGCCCAGGUUUUUCCUAUUGCAACGAGACUAGCCAAUGGGACCCGGAUCCUAUGACCAUUAAGUGCCGUGAUCAGUGUUUGACGCCGUCAUUCGAUGACUCUCGGAUCAUUCAUACCUCGCAUCUCACGGGGAACUCCGGCCAGUCCUUCUAUGAUCACACCGAUACUAUCAAAUUAUCCUGCGAAGAUGGCAUCUUUGUUGAUGGUCCUUGGAAGUCCGCUUGUAAAGAUGGGGUGUGGUCACCUCCGAUCGGCGGCUACCGUCCGGUUUGCAAAAAGAACUGCACCGUACCAGAGAACAUGUCGAACGAAGGGGCGGUGUUUCAACAUUCUAAACGUCACACAUUCGCGUGUAACGAUACCCCUGGUAUGGUACGUAUGGGAGGACCAUUGUCAGUCUGCUCGGAUGAGGUCUGGACGCCAAGAAUACGCUGUGCAUUGAAAACAGAUCUGAGAAGUGAGCUCUAACUUCAGAUGGCAUUUAGGAGGGCGUGACUGUUACCAAUUGUCUGUAUCUUCGUCUUCUAAUUCAGCCUGCUUUUUUUUUCUUUCAUAUUAGUCACUUUUCUUUAUUCUAUCAUUGUAUCUUUCAUUUUUUAUAAUACUUUUAAUUUACUUAUUCACCAUUAUCUUUCACCUCUAUUCUUUUAGCUCAUUUUUUAUGUUUAUUAUAUUAUAUUUUUUAAAGACGUGUUUAGUUAAAUGUAGCUCUUGUUCAUGUCUUUCAUUUUUCUUAAUGCAUCAAUCUUUAAAAUUAUUUUUUCCGUUAUUUCCUUUAGCGAUUCAAAUCCUCCACCUUCUUGUUCUUGUUCUCAUUCUCCAUUUCUUCUUUUCUUCUUCUGCUUCUUUUUCCUUUACUUCUUCUUCUUGCUCCCAAGUACACAAGUAAAUGUACAAUAAUUUGCGUUACACUUUUGUUAAGUGCUUGCUUUUUGUUAUGUUUUGCUUUGUUUGUAAAAUACAAUAAAGCGUAUGUCAAAUGGAAUAUAGGCUUCAUGUGCUUAGUAUUUGCUUCACAAUUGUGUUAGUAUGAUUAAAAAAGGCCUAGCCUAAAAGAGUUAUAUUGAAAAAAUAUUGAUGGAUUACUUUAAGAUACAUUUAUUUAGAAAGCAAUUAAUCAGUAAUUAUAAUUUAAUUUUAUACUUUUAUAUGGCCGUGGUGGUAAGCAGUUCUGUAACUGAAAAUGCUACCAUGUGUAAAUAAAACUACAAAUAAAUGAAUAGAUAAAUAAAUAGGUGAAAAUAACUAAAUAACAAGGGAUCCAGUCCCUCCUUUCAUAAGCUUUGUUUUGGCCUGUUUUCGUCUUAUUUUCUUACAAUAAUAUUAUUGUUUUUACUAAAUUAUUUUGCCUAUUAAGUUGAGAUUUGUAUUAUUUUUAUUCCAUGAUCUUCAUAAUUUAUAGCAGAUAUUUGGACGAUGGAGUAUUCGUUAUUAAUAGAUUGAGUUUUCAUUUGUCAAGUUCAGACAGUGUGGCUGCAUAAUGGUUAGUAUCGGUCAUGUUCGCUCAUUUGGUUUACGUAGCAGACGAUGCUAGCCUGCUAGUAUAUAGUAUAUUUACGCAGACCCUAUUGCAAAUCAAAAUCAAAUGCGGACUCGAUAUUUGCUUCCUCAAACUGUAGCUAUAUCAUAAAUAUCAGAAGGCAAAGCUUUAUAGUACAAGAACAUUGUUACUUUCAAUAUUAAAUGCGUUAAUUAAGUUUGUUUGGACUGUAUUAAUUGUUUCAAAUAAAAAGGGUCUAGGAACGGAAACUAUCAUACGUUAGUCACGUGACGUUGUCCACAGAAAUAAUAUGUUCUGCCUGCUCGAUCUCAAAGUUUGGGAGAAAAAUAAGAUGUAACCAUUAUACCAGUCAUAAAGUAUUAUACAUCAAACUGUAGGUAAUCUAUUUAGCAAUCUCGACCUUUUUUACCCUUAGGGAUAUUCCAGUGGGAAAACAAUGGUGCCAGUGUCUCGAAAAUAUGGAUGAUUUCAGACCGUUUGCCAUAGCAAGAGUUGUGAACAUGGACACUUUCAAAUGAACAGCGAGACGUAAAUAGUGAAUUAAUCAAAUUAAUGGAGUUUGAUAAAAUGUUCACACUAUUAUCAAUCUGGUGUGAGAUUAUUAAUAGUUAUAAAGAUAUACCCGGAUGUCUGCAAUAUUACGUUCAUGAAAACCACUGUUCCGGGCUGUGUUUAAGCUGUGUGUAUGGACUUUCGGACACUCAAACGCACGCGACUAACCAUUAUGUGAACAUCAAUUUAGUUCAAUUCAAACAUGUGAAUUAACUUGUAUUGUUUAUUGUUAUUUUUUAGAUUUAAAACGUAAUUUCAUAUGAAGCUCUACAAUGAAAUCCACCCUCUCAAGUCUUGUUCAUGUGUGUAUAGAAAUUAUCGAAUUAAAAAGCCUUUGAUUGAAA